AUGUAGCGCUCAAUUGGAGUUAUGAUUAGCUGUCGUGAUUUACUGUUGUAAGACUUGUGGGCUAACGUUAUGAAGGUCUCUUUGGCCCUCGUCACAGGGCUUGCCCUGCUGGCGACUACGUGUCAUUCACGACCCAGUGACGAGGAGUACUGCCCAGAGAGCUGCCCGCCGCUGAUACUUCACGUCUGCAAGCAGCACGUGUUUAGCCGCAAGUACUACAAGUUCAGCCACCCGUGUCGUUUGAGGCAGUGCGAGUGCAAGAAUGACACACCUUUCUAUUCGGCGGACCUUCAUCACUGCAAUGGCCUUCCGGUAGACUACUGUCCACCACGCGACGACUGGGACACCGUGAGCUCCGAGAGCUCCGAGUGACACGAGAGGAGAACAAUAACUCAGCAACUGACUGUCCUCUGUCUUUUCGUUUCACAGACAGUGUCUCGACUAACUAAGAGGACUUGUGUAUCUAAUCUCUAAGAAAAGUUAGUAAAUUGUUAAGAACACUUGACUAAAAUCUCAAUGUUCUCAGUCUUUAUUCUUCAUAGAACAAAUAUUUACAAUUGUGGAGCAUACUUCACUCUCUGAGAUACUGAAUUCAGAAUUAGCACACAUGUUGCGUGACCGUGCCAUCCGAUGAAGAGUGUGUUCAACACUAAGGCUUCAGAUGACAGCAGAUGUCUUAUGUAUAUGAUUUUUCUGUCACAACAAAUGCAAAAAUAGCUAAUGUGUGAAUGGACUGAUAAUUUUAUAUCUUCAUGAG
Messenger RNA from Schistocerca serialis cubense, 757 nucleotides. RefSeq lists its product as uncharacterized. The record is from RefSeq and is a predicted model, not a curated record. Bases 70 to 372 code for a protein of 100 amino acids. NCBI's taxonomy places the organism in Eukaryota, Metazoa, Arthropoda, Insecta, Orthoptera, Acrididae. The transcript is spliced from 3 exons.